AUGGGAAAAAACUUCAUGCUUGCUAGUCUACGUCAGCAGUAUUGGUUGCUCGGUGCAUCAACUGCUAUAAAGCGUAUAAUUUCAAAGUGUGUUACUUGUCGAAGAUAUCAGGCCCCCGUUGCUGAGCAACAAAUGGCCAGCCUUCCUGUAGACCGUUUAAAUGCCGCUGAACCCCCAUUUUCCAGAGUUGGGAUGGAUUUCUUUGGACCAUUUGAGGUAAAGCGAGGAAGAAGUACAGUAAAGAGAUAUGGUGUGUUGUUCACGUGUUUGGCUAUUCGAGCAGUACAUCUAGAGGUUGCUCAUUCUCUUGAUACAGACUCGUGCAUCAAUGCAAUCAGAAGAUUUGUGGCUAGACGUGGUAUAGUUAAAUCAAUUCAGUCUGACAACGGAACCAAUUUAGUGGGAGCAGAACGCGAAAUGCGUGAAGAAAUUAAAAAAUGGAAUAUGCAAAACAUAAAUAGGGCCUUGCAACAAAGAUCCAUCUCAUGGAGUUUCAAUCCUCCCACAGCAUCCCAUUUUGGAGGUGUUUGGGAACGGCUUAUUCGUGUUGUCAGAAAAAUACUCUAUUCGCUACUCCGAGAACAAAACGUAUACCUUGAUGACGAGUCUCUGCACACACUGUUUUGUGAAGUUGAAGCUGUGAUCAAUGGUCGCCCUAUCACAGAAGGGCCCAACAGUCCUAAUGAUCUAGAUGUAUUGACACCAAAUCACUUGUUAUUGCUUAGAGCAGGAGAACAUAUUCCACCUGGCUUAUUUCAUAACAGUGACAACUAUGCAAAAAGGAGAUGGCGACAAGUACAAUAUUUGGCAGACAUAUUCUGGAAAAGGUGGAUACGGGAAUACUUACCUCUGCUGCAAAAGAGACAAAAAUGGAUGUACUCUAAGAGGAAUUUGGCUGUAGGUGACAUUGUACUGAUUAUAGAUACAACCCCUAGAAAUUCAUGGGCACUUGGAAGAGUGCUUGAAGUCGUGAAGGACAAAAAGGGGCUUGUCAGAGUUGUGAAACUGAAAACAAAAUCGUCUACACUGACUCGUCCAAUUACAAAAUUAUGUCUCUUGGUAGAAAGCGACUAA
Gigantopelta aegis is the source of this 1074-nucleotide messenger RNA. RefSeq lists its product as uncharacterized. Gene Ontology annotation, biological process: DNA integration. Gene Ontology annotation, molecular function: nucleic acid binding. The record is from RefSeq and is a predicted model, not a curated record. Lineage: Eukaryota; Metazoa; Mollusca; Gastropoda; Neomphalida; Peltospiridae. The transcript has a single exon. Bases 1 to 1074 code for a protein of 357 amino acids.